AUGCCGUCCGAAAAAGACAAGAUGCUUGCUGGAGAGCCAUUCAACCCCUUUGACAAGGUCCUGAUGAAAGAGCGUCAUUUGAGCGCGCUAGCACAAUCUUAUUUCAACGGAAAUAUUAACCCCUCCAAUUUUCUAUCUAGCCAAACGGUCGACCACCUUUUCAAACAAAUCCUGAACGCGGGCAAGAGAGGUGAUGAAGCCAGACGAAUCGAAACUCAUAUGGGUGACAACUGUCAUGUUGCUGCGCCCUUUGCUUGCGAUUAUGGCUACCACCUGAGUUUCGGCGAAAACAUUGUCAUCGGCGCUGAUUGUCGUUUUCAUGACUCCGCGAGGAUUGCCAUUGGAAGGAACUGCAAGAUUGGGGCCCGAGUUAGUAUACAGACUCUGAAGACACCUACCGACACCAAAUCUCUGAAGGGCAGCAACGGCACAGAGGUUGCGCAAGAGGUCCUUAUCGGGGAGAACGUGUACAUUGGUGAUAACUGCAUAAUCGCGGCUGGCGUCCAGAUCGGUCCCAAUACCAUAGUGAAGCCGGGUUCUGUUGUGUCAAAGGUAGGUUGA
This is a messenger RNA of Alternaria metachromatica, 561 nucleotides long. RefSeq lists its product as uncharacterized. Bases 1 to 561 code for a protein of 186 amino acids. Gene Ontology annotation, molecular function: acetyltransferase activity. The transcript has 2 exons. Lineage: Eukaryota; Fungi; Ascomycota; Dothideomycetes; Pleosporales; Pleosporaceae. The record is from RefSeq and is a predicted model, not a curated record.